Staurois parvus is the source of this 279-nucleotide messenger RNA. Lineage: Eukaryota; Metazoa; Chordata; Amphibia; Anura; Ranidae. The record is from the annotation of a GenBank genome assembly.
AUCAGCUGUGUCCAAUCACAGCUGAUCACAUGGGACAUAUACACUGAUCAUCAGGGCACUGAUGAUCAGUGUGGCCCAGAAGUGCCACCUGUCAGUGUCCAUCAGUGCCAGUUGCCAGUGCCCAUCAGUGCCACAUAACAGUGCCCAUCAGUGCCACAUAACAGUGCCUACCAGUGCACAUCAAUGCCACAUAUCAGUGCCCAUCUGAGCUGCCUUUAAGUGUCACCCAUCAGUGCAAGUCAGUGCCACCUAUCAAUGCCAAUCAGUGCCACCUAUCAG